AUGGGGCCGCAGAUGCGCGUGCAGAGGGCAGCAGGGCGCACGGGGCGCACAGGGCAGCAGGGCAGAAGGGCGCGCGGGGCGCGCAGGACAAUAGGGCGCGCGUGGCGCACAGUGCUGCAGGGCACGCGGGGCGCACAGGGCAGCAGGGCAGCAGGGCGCGCGGGGCGCACAGGGCCGCAAGGCGCGCGGGGCGCGCAGGACAGCAGGGAGCGCGUGGCGCGCAGGGCUGCAGGGCGCGCGGGGUGCGCAGGGCAGCAGGACAGCAGGGCGUGCGGGGCGCGCAGGACAGCAGGGCGCACGUGGCGUGCAGGGCUGCAGGGCAGCAGGGCAGCAGGGCGCACGGGGCGCACAGGGCAGGAGGGCAGCAGGGCACGCGGGGCGCACAGGGCUGCAAGGCAGCAGGGCACGCGGGGCGAACAGGGCUGCAGGGCAGCAGGGCGCGUGGGGUUCACAGGGCUGCAGGGCACGUGGGACGCGCAGGACAGUAGGGCGCGCGUGGCGCGCAGGGCUGCAGGGCGCGCAGGGCGCGCAGGGCAGCAGGACAGCAGGGCGCGCAGGGCGCGCAGGGCUGCAGGGCGCACGGGGCGCACAGGGCAGCAGGGCAGCAGGGCACGCGGGGCGCACAGGGCUGCAGGGCAGCAGGGCGCGCGGGGCGAACAGGGCUGCAGGGCAGCAGGGUGCGCGGGGCGCACAGGGCUGCAGGGCGCGCGGGGCGUGCAGGACAGCAGGGCACGCGUGGCGCGCAGGGCUGCAGGGCGCGUAGGGCAGCAGGACAGCAGGGCGCGCGGGGCGCACAGGGCUGCAGGGCGCGCGGGGCUCACAGGGCUGCAGAUCCCCUCCCCCCACUGCUGCACCCGCAGCAGAGGGACGGAGGAGAAUGGGGGGGGGGGUGGGGGGGCGGGGGGGGCUGGUGCUGCAGAUCCCUUCCUGCCACCCCCAUACCCCCCCCCCCCCCCACUGCUGCACCCGCAGCAGGGGGAUGGAGGAGAAAAGGGGGGGGGGGGGGGGGCGGAGGGGGCUGGUGCUGCAGAUCCCCUCCCCCCCACUGCUGCACCCACAGCAGGGGAAUGGAGGAGAAGAGGGGGCGGGGGGGGGGCUGGUGCUGCAGAUCCCCUCUGUCGGAGGUCCAUUGAUGCGCGUGCAGAGGGCAGCAGGGCGCACGGGGCGCACAGGGCAGCAGGGCAGAAGGGCGCGCGGGGCGCGCAGGACAAUAGGGCGCGCGUGGCGCACAGUGCUGCAGGGCACGCGGGGCGCACAGGGCAGCAGGGCAGCAGGGCGCGCGGGGCGCACAGGGCCGCAAGGCGCGCGGGGCGCGCAGGACAGCAGGGAGCGCGUGGCGCGCAGGGCUGCAGGGCGCGCGGGGUGCGCAGGGCAGCAGGACAGCAGGGCGUGCGGGGCGCGCAGGACAGCAGGGCGCACGUGGCGUGCAGGGCUGCAGGGCAGCAGGGCAGCAGGGCGCACGGGGCGCACAGGGCAGGAGGGCAGCAGGGCACGCGGGGCGCACAGGGCUGCAAGGCAGCAGGGCACGCGGGGCGAACAGGGCUGCAGGGCAGCAGGGCGCGUGGGGUUCACAGGGCUGCAGGGCACGUGGGACGCGCAGGACAGCAGGGCGCGCGUGGCGCGCAGGGCUGCAGGGCGCGCAGGGCGCGCAGGGCAGCAGGACAGCAGGGCGCGCAGGGCGCGCAGGGCUGCAGGGCGCACGGGGCGCACAGGGCAGCAGGGCAGCAGGGCACGCGGGGCGCACAGGGCUGCAGGGCAGCAGGGCGCGCGGGGCGAACAGGGCUGCAGGGCAGCAGGGUGCGCGGGGCGCACAGGGCUGCAGGGCGCGCGGGGCGUGCAGGACAGCAGGGCACGCGUGGCGCGCAGGGCUGCAGGGCGCGCAGGGCAGCAGGACAGCAGGGCGCGCGGGGCGCACAGGGCUGCAGGGCGCGCGGGGCUCACAGGGCUGCAGAUCCCCUCCCCCCACUGCUGCACCCGCAGCAGAGGGACGGAGGAGAAUGGGGGGGGGGGCAGGGGGAUGGAGGAGAAAAGGGGGGGGGGGGGGGGGGGAGGGGGCUGGUGCUGCAGAUCCCCUCCCCCCCACUGCUGCACCCACAGCAGGGGAAUGGAGGAGAAGAGGGGGCGGGGGGGGGGCUGGUGCUGCAGAUCCCCUCUGUCGGAGGUCCAUUGGUGAUCCCCGAUUGA
This is a messenger RNA of Closterium sp. Naga37s-1, 2184 nucleotides long. NCBI's taxonomy places the organism in Eukaryota, Viridiplantae, Streptophyta, Zygnematophyceae, Desmidiales, Closteriaceae. The record is from the annotation of a GenBank genome assembly.